This is a messenger RNA of Vicia faba (fava bean), 1395 nucleotides long. Lineage: Eukaryota; Viridiplantae; Streptophyta; Magnoliopsida; Fabales; Fabaceae. The record is from the annotation of a GenBank genome assembly.
AUGGAGGCGCCGUCGAACUACGAGUAUCCGACGCUAAAGCGGUCGGAAAUUAUUCAAAUCCUUACCCAAUUUGAAAUUGCAUCCAUAUCGGAUCACGACAUUACCCACCCCAAAUCCGCCGUCGUUUUGGAUCUCUACAUACGCAUACUCAACCACCUUGGUUUUCUCUCCGAGGAAAAUGACGAACAACUCGACUUCGAUGUCCUAGAGCAUCUUGAUGAUCCCAGUCUCCACGCCGAACCGGUUCGCGUUUUGAAGGUUUAUAACAAGAUCAAGGAAGUGCUUCACAUUCUACAAUGUCCCAAGAAAUUUCACAUGGGCGAUCUUGCCCUGCCCGAGCCACCUCGGACUGUGUUUUUCCUCGGCGCGCUUCUCAAUUUCUUAAUGGACAAGAAUAGAAGAAUGAACUCCAUUUCAGAAAUUGUAGAGGAAGUCGGCGCUUUAGAACAGAAGAUACUGGAUAUUGAAGAGAAUAAGAUUAUGCAGUUGAAUUUGGCUAUUGAGGAAUGCAAGGAAGCCAGAGAAAGGGAGAUGCCUUUAGUUCAGGAGGUCGAUAAAAACGUUAAAGAGUUGCAACAAACUGUUGCUGAACUUAAUAACAAACAGAUGUCCUUGAGGACUAAUUUGAGAAAAUUGAAGGAGAAGACUUUGGAAAUGGACGAUAAGAUUUCUGCUGCUCAAUUUAGUGUGGUACAAAAUGUUCAAGAGAAUGCGAAUUUACGUUCGAAAAUUGCUCAAUCGCCAGAUAAAGUACAGAGGGCUUUAGAGGAAAAGAAAAUAGCUCGAGAAGAGGCCAGAAAUGCUGAAAGAUUAGCCAUGCAGACUUUCCAUGAGAAGAAUACCCUCGUCAAUGUUUUUGCCAAGGUUAACAAGAAAAUGUCAAAGCACUGCAAGCAGAUUCUGGCUAUAGAAGAACAGGUCAAUUCUGCUAAAUCUGUUGAAAAGAAUCUUAAAGCACUAAAAGCUAAACUUGGUGACGAAGAAGUACUGGAGAAGUCACUUGAGGCCCAAUUGGUUGAAAGGCAAAGCAAAGUUGAACAUAUUGAAGGGUUGAAGAAGCAGUUGGAGAAAAAAUACAAUACUGUGAUGGAGGAAGGAACUAAAUACCUAAGCAGUAAAAAAUCAGAGGUGGAAUCAAAGAGAUCCGAGAUUGAAACUAGAGAGAGAAAUGUUGGGAAUGUGUUAUCAAAGGUGGAUGCUGUAAACAGUGAAAUUACUAGAGUAAAAGAAUCUGCAGCAGCUAAAAAGGAUGAGUUGGAUAGUACAAGAAGAGAGGUAGUCGAAGCGUUUCGUAAGUAUUGCGACAAGUUUGCACGUGUGGCUGAAACUGUGCCAAAGGUCGGCCAAAAGUCGACCAUUAAAGGAGCUGGAUUUGACAAUUUGGUUUCAAUUUAA